AUGGCGACUACUAUCGCUCGAGUCAAUACAGACACUAGCACGAGGGUGCAGGACUACCUCAACGAUCAAUUCCAGAGCAUAUCAGACCUCGAGAACAUCGACAGUCUACUUGCGAAGAUCCAAGAACAGCAGACAUUACUGAAAGAACAAUUGGUCAAGGCGAAGGAAGACCAUAGGCAUGCCGAACGAGUCUUCGAGGAGGAGAAAACAUCGCUAAGUGAUCGAGCAAGCCGACAGCAAGCCGAUCAGACUGACCUCACAAGAAGAAUUCAGAUCAUCACUCAGUCGGAGGUCAGCGACGAUGCUAUCCGGAAAUUGGACGAGCCUCUGCAAAAACUUCGAAGAAUCGAGAUAGCAGAGCAAUAUGUGACAACUUUACAGCAUGCCGGACGGCUAGAAGAUCAGGCUCGCUCCAGUCUGCCUUCCAAUCCCGAAAGAGCUAUACAAGCAUAUCAGUCUCUGCAACGUCUAGUCUAUGAUGUGGAGGAUGCUCAGUCUGCUGCUGAGGGGGCUGCUUCUCAGCUGGUGCUGCAUCUCUCCAACAUAGCUGAGGCCCUGUAUCAGUCGAUCAAGCAUGAUUUAGAAAAUGCUUUGCGAAAAACACUCGACAAGAUGAAAUGGCCUGCCAAAGAAGUGGCCUUGUUACAACCCUUGGUCGAAGAUUGGUCGAAACAGGCCAAGCUUUUGUUGCAACUACAAGAGCCACGAUUACUUCGUGCUCAUGCUGAUUCAUCCAGGCAGAAUCUGCAAGAGCCAAUUGUUCUUCUUCCACUUUCCGUUAUGGUAUCCCCUUUGGCUCAACGUUUCAGGUACCACUUCUACGGAGACAAGCCGACGAACAAACUGGACAAACCCGAGUACUUCUUCGCUCACGUCUUGGGCCUUCUCGACCAACACAAUGGCCUGGUGACAGACCUGUUGCAACCAGUAUUGGACAGUCGUGUGCAGCAUGAUGAUUCUCUGGAUCUUGUCUACACUGAUGCUGUAUCCUCUUAUAUCUCGGCCCUACUCCCUAUGCUGUCGGCGAAAUGCCUGUCAGUCUUACCACAUCUUACCUCUCAACCACAACUCAUGUCUCACUUUGUACGCGAGACGAUGUCUUUCGACACCACACUACAACAAUUUUGGGCUUAUAAUCCGUACCCUGGCCCUCUGAGUGAGUGGAAAGGCUUGGCUUGGGAUAUGCUCACGACGCACGGCUAUUUUGAUUCGUGGCUCAACCUCGAGAAGAAUUUCGCCCUGCUUCGGUACGACAAAAUUAUCGACAAUCCUGAUAGUAGAUCCAUUGAUUACGAUGGUGUAGAGCAAGGCCGUACAAAACCUACCAAAGGUGCAAUUCGCAUCAAUGACCUGCUUGAAAAGAUCACCGAGCGUUAUCGAAUGAUCUCCUCCUUCAGCCAAAAGAUGAAGUUCUUGAUGGAUAUCCAGCUUGCCGUCUUCGAUAGGUAUCAUCAGUACUUGCACGAGCAUUUCAGAACCUACCAGACGCAAUCACACACGGCUGGUCGCCUUGCAACUGGAAGUGUCACGGCAGGUGAAGCUCUCGGAUUGCCUGGUCUGGAGAGCCUAGCCAAAAUCUUUGGCAGCGCAGAAUACCUCGAGCGCAAGAUGACAGACUGGAGUGACGAUGUAUUUUUUCUCGAGCUGUGGGAAGAAUUACAAGAUCGAGCGAGUCAGCAUCAGGGCAUCAAUGGUACUGUUGGUCGUGAUCUUAGUGUUGAAGAGGUUGCCUCAAAGACAUCAUCUACCAUAAGAAACACUGAUGACAUCCUCGAAAAUCAUACUGGUGCGCUAUUUGACGAGACAGCAAGUGCCUAUCGUCGAGUACGGGAACAAAGCGAGUCGGAGAUUGUGCGACUUCUUCAGAUCAAUGCUCACAAUUCUCUCAAAUCUUUUCAAGCCAUCUCAAUCUGGACAUCCCUUUCCAUGACCACCUUCGAUCUAAUGCAACUGUCCCCUUCUUCAGUUCUCGAUAGCUUCAACCAGACCAUGAUACCCCUGCUUGACUUCGUUGCCAAAGUUCUUGCUCCUACUGCUUUGCGGCGAGUAGCAAAGCAACUUUGUCAUAGCAUUCAGGAAGAAAUCCUCGAUCGUCUCGUCUUGAGAAACAGUUUCUCUGCCGCGGGCGCAAACCAGCUGAGACGAGACAUGCUCGCUAUCAGCUCGACGAUUGACUCCAAUAUUAGGCUUCGUGAUGAGGCUCAACGGCAUUUCGUCAAGCUCAACGACGCCCUCGUACUACUAUCACUUCCGAUUACAGGUUCAGGCUCUCAGGUCUCUGACACAGAUGGAGAUGGUUGGGACUUUGAAGUCGAUGAGAAUGAGGCCGAUGCCGACGCUAAUAACGAAGCACCACUAGAAGGCGGCGCAUGGGGUUUGUGGCAAGCUGAGAGGGCAAUAUUCGCUGAUAAUGCGUCUGCACGCAAGGCAUUGCAAUCUAUGGGUCUGAUUGACCUUUCCGAGAGCGAAGCACGAAAUAUCAUCAAGAGGAGGAUCGAGGUGAAUAGCUGA
Molecule: messenger RNA, 2511 nt
Organism: Lithohypha guttulata
Lineage: Eukaryota; Fungi; Ascomycota; Eurotiomycetes; Chaetothyriales; Trichomeriaceae
Exons: 1
Coding region: 1-2511 (836 amino acids)
Biological process (GO): regulation of ER to Golgi vesicle-mediated transport; endoplasmic reticulum to Golgi vesicle-mediated transport; retrograde vesicle-mediated transport, Golgi to endoplasmic reticulum
Cellular component (GO): Dsl1/NZR complex
Source: RefSeq, a predicted model, not a curated record